AUUUACACAAAUCAUCAGAGCACUGAUGAUCAGUGUGCCCUGAUGAUCUGUGUAGCCCCAGCAGUGCCACCUGUCAGUGCUCAUCAGUGCCUACCAGUGCACAUCAAUGCCACAUAUCAGUGCCCAUCUGAGCUGCCUUUCAGUGUCACACAUCAGUGCCAAUGAAAGUCAGUGCUGCCAAUCAGUGCACAUCAGUGCCGCCUAUCAGUUCCGUCAGUGCCACCUAUCAGAGCUGCCUUUCAGUGCUGCCUGUCAAUGCCCAUCAGUGAUGCCUGUCAAUGCCCAUCAGUGCCACCUACCAGUGCCACCUAUCAGUGUCCAUCAGUGCAGCCUAUCAGUGUCCAUCAGUACAGCCUCAUUAGCGCACAUCAGUGAA
This is a messenger RNA of Staurois parvus, 376 nucleotides long. Lineage: Eukaryota; Metazoa; Chordata; Amphibia; Anura; Ranidae. The record is from the annotation of a GenBank genome assembly.